Molecule: messenger RNA, 1379 nt
Organism: Capsaspora owczarzaki ATCC 30864
Lineage: Eukaryota; Filasterea; Ministeriida; Capsasporidae
Exons: 3
Coding region: 117-1163 (348 amino acids)
Source: RefSeq, a predicted model, not a curated record
AGCAACUCAAACUGCAAAUCAGUCUUUGUAUUUGCUCCGAGGUGUUGUUCCAUCCUCAGGGCACAAGAGGACCCCCCUGGAUUGAAAUUCACAUCAUCCAACUGCACAGUAAAUGCAUGGCGCAGACGACCUCGCUCAACGUGCCCACGAGCGCUCCAGACAUCCUUAGGAAAGCCACUGGUCCAUCGAGCAGAAGCAGUUACCAUGAGGUGCUGCAAUUGCGACUCGUUCGUCUCAGUCACGUAUCGCAGCUCGCGUGGUUGAAGCCAAGAGCCAGAAUCGCGCACACGCCCAGCCAACCCGAGACUCUGGCGACAAGCACACAUCAUCAUCCUGUUGCAAGACGUCGUUCUUCAAGACGGCGCACUGUUGCUCAAGGGCAGAUCGCCGCCAGCCUCGUUUCACUCAAUGCUCGUGUCGCGUCAAGCUCCAAUGGCGGCGCAGUGACGCUGCAAGUCAGCCCGUGUCCUCCUGCUGCUGCUUCAGAGCAUGGUCACGUUGGAGUCGACUCGAGGGUUUGGAUCGGCCUUGUACUGGUGCAUCCGCUGCUGAUCCAAUCACUGUGGCUUGCUUUCACCGCUGAACAAAACACGAGCUCAAGCACCUCCCGGCGAGUACUCAACAUGCGAGGUAUCUCGACCAUUGCCAAGGCCUAUGCAAUGUACUUGCAUGCGUCCCCAGCGGAUUUUGCUGGCCAAACCGAUCGGCACCGAGCAGUUACGCUUAUUCUCAUGUCGCCGCCAAUCUGUCCUCGCCAGCUUCAAGCUGACUUUGUGUGGUCGGCGAUGGUCGGAGCUCUGGUUGCUCGACGAGCUGCAGCGUUGGGCGUCACAGCGUGGCUGUCGACCUUGGGAGGAGCGCACUCUGCACUGGGCGAUCACAAGCACGAGCACGCCCUCGAAGCAGGCCGCCUGGCGCUCCAGCAGUUACGCGUGGCCAUCCAACUCGGCGAUCCUGGUUUGGUCGUUCGCUGCCGGCUCUUUUUCGCCUAUUGCCUGAUUCAACUGGGCCAAUUUAAGCUUGCGUAUCAAUUGAUCCGUUUCUUGCGGAUGGUCGGCAAGCGAACGCGCGAUGCAAAGUUUCUCAUCAUGUGCCGAGCCGCGUUGCUCAAGCUCCAACUCGCCAUCCAGCGCUCUUCGAUUCCCAAUCUCGCGAUCGAGUGAGUUUCUGCCAUUCCUGCCACUGCUAUUUUCCCACCCUGUACUCCACCCUGUCUCUCUCUGUCCGUUUGUUGUUCCCAUUGCCUUUGUACUGUACAUGUACAUUAACGUUUCAUUCCCAAUGUCGAUUUUCCAUCAUUUUGCUCCAUUUCGCCCGCUCCCACUUCUUUGCUCAUUGUUUUUUUUUUUCUUCUUCUUCCCUCUUUCAUUUCAUUUCAU